Messenger RNA from Magallana angulata, 689 nucleotides. Its product is annotated as NADH dehydrogenase [ubiquinone] 1 beta subcomplex subunit 11, mitochondrial-like. The record is from RefSeq and is a predicted model, not a curated record. The coding region runs from base 29 to 547 and encodes 172 amino acids. The transcript has 3 exons. Lineage: Eukaryota; Metazoa; Mollusca; Bivalvia; Ostreida; Ostreidae.
UUUCGAAUUUACACGCGCGUGAAAGAAAAUGGCGACCUUCCUGGGAAGGACAUGUCGGCUCCACCAACAAAUGAGUGGAGCAAGGCGAUAUAUACAGCGCCAUUCUCUGCGAUUUGUCUCUACAUCCGACAAAAAAGAAAGUAACCUUAGUAUACCAUUUACACCCGAAGAUAUAGCAGACGAAACUAAAAGAAAAGAGCUUCAUAAACGUUUAGAGGAACACUUCAAAGAUGAAGACUUGAAUUCACCCAAAAAUCGAAUACCCUAUGGAUAUGAGGAAAACGUUCCAGAGGUUGACAAAUUUAACUAUCACACAGUCUGGUGGUUUUGGUUCGUCAUACCGGUAACCGUGGGAAUUGCCUUUUUCAACUUUUCUCUGAAUGAUUAUGGUUUAAGAAGCUGGUCUGAAAGAGAAGCAAGGUUAGUCAUGGAAGAAAGAGAAAAGAAGGGCCUGCCAUAUGUUGAAAAGAAUUAUAUUGACCCCAGUAAGAUUGAGUUGCCCUCCGAGGAGGACAUUGAGGCUUGGGAUGUGAAGAUUAAAAUCUAAAGAGACCAGAUACUACUCAUGUACAGCUUGUUUCAAAAGUGAAUGUGUAUAUUUAAUGAUACAAAACUGUAAGGACAUUGCAUUCAAGUGUUUGAAUGGAAAACAUUUAUUUGUUGGAAAAAUAAAAGUAAUUAAAAUUUUA